GGGAGCGCCGAGAGGAAGACGCCCGUGAAGAAGCUGGUGUCCGAAUUCUCCAAAGUGAAGAGCAAGAGCCUCAAGCACUCUCCAGGCAAAGAGGAGUCGAGCGGCUCCUUGUCCGAAACUGUUUGCAAACGAGAACUGCGGAGCCAAGAGACUCCGGAGAAAAACCGCUCGCUCGUGGACACGCCGCUGCGGCCCGCGGCCCCGCUCAAAGGCGCCGGCGCCCACCCCAAGGAGAAGGGCUUCUUCAGCGAGAUAGAGGACCUGCCCUACCUUUCGACCACGGAAAUGUACUUGUGCCGCUGGGCUCUCUUUGGGUGUCCGCUUCCUACGGGAUCACACGUGUCCCGCGGCCCCCCCGGCCUUGAGGAGCCGGGACCCCCGGAGCGAGACCCGCCGGCUCCCGGGGCAACACUGUGA
Messenger RNA from Tinamus guttatus (white-throated tinamou), 417 nucleotides. The record is from RefSeq and is a predicted model, not a curated record. Lineage: Eukaryota; Metazoa; Chordata; Aves; Tinamiformes; Tinamidae.